AUGAAACGGAUAGAUUUCCUGUACGGUGUGGUAUCUAUAACGAUUUUUCUGUUCUUGCCAAUAUUUUUCCAAGUGUAUGGAUUUUUGGACGUACAGAAGUAUAGGUCUGUUACCAGUGAUAAUUCAUAUUAUGAAAACUCAUCGGAACCUAUCCUUGCCUAUACGUAUUACAGAACACUUUUGUUUUAUAUUUUUACAUUUUUGAUUGUUCUAUUAGUUGGUCUGAUAUAUGUUUCGUCAAAAGAAAAGGAUUUGACAAGGUUUCAGAUUCAAUGCUACCGUCCCUAUUUUCCCUAUCAUUGUAUGGUGUGUCUUAUUCCAUUCGUUCUAAGAUACGCCAAUAUGAACGCCUAUAUACCUGACAAUAUAAUGGCUCAAGUGGAAUGGAACCACUUUUUUCUGGUUAUGUAUUCAAUUUUUCGAUUUAUCUGCUUUUAUCUAUUGUCUAUUGUUCGGCGGUAUGAUCUCUUGAGGUUGUUUGCGUAUUUAUUUGUGACGUUGAUCCAUUCAUUUAUAUUGACUUUCUUUGUAUAUAGUAUAUGUAGUAAUUGUAUAGAGUUGUUUAACUGUAUAAAGGAAAGCAAAGACGGAUUUCUGACAGCGUGGUCUUCUUAUGAUCAAAUUUUUAUCUACGAUGAAUUAAAUGUGAGUAACAUAAACGCCUAUGAAAGGACCUUUAGUCUUGAUAAAAACUUAUUUCGAUCCACUGGGAAAAAACUUUAUCAGACAUCAAGCUUGUCGAGAUUACAAUUAGAGGACUCGAAAGGAACUAAAUAUCCAUAUCAACGAUUGACGUAUAACGUUGGAAUCGGCGAAAGCGUAAACCUGCCUUGUUCUGCACUAUCUACUGGCCUUUUUAGUGUUUUUUGGUCUUUAAAUGGAAGUAAUCUUUGUUCAAAUUACAGUGGUUGCUACAUUAAAAACAAUGUUGAAAGAAGUAUUCCUUAUAAUGAAAUAAGCAGCGACAUAGACAUUGAUUUCAUCGACGAUAUCGGGUUUGGGAAUUUCACAUGCACUUUCCAGAUGUACAAUUAUAUUGGAGGAAAGUUACAUUUUCAAAGAAAAAAAGCUUCGCCCAUAAUUAAAAGUCAUGAAAUCAUUAUGGCUCAGUACAAUGUGGUAAAAUAUUCAGGGAGAGAAUUCUACAUCUAUGCAACACCUGGGGGAACAAUUGAUAUUAGAUGGAAACCGAUGUUUUUCAUUGGUGAAAAUGAAGACUUGAUCCAAUAUUAUUACGUAAAUGGGGCACAUUACAAUAGAAAACCUGGUUUAACCACAAUGUGUUCAAGUUUGUCAUAUCUAUACGUCAUAUAUGGAACGGCAAUGAAUUGGUUUUUUGUUCCAAACAUGUAUGAGUCCUCGCAUAUUUUAACAAACUACUUAAAAUUAUAUGAAACCCGCUUUACCGCUUGUGCUGGGUCGAGUGUUUUUGGCAUUCAUUCUGUCGAGUAUUUUCGACGAGUUUAUGACAAAAAGAGCAAUUCUUUUAUCUUUCGACUAGUUAAACAUCCAGACAAGAUAUAUGUUCUUCCAGAUUUGCCGUAUUUCUACAAAAUGGACAAAGCAACGAAGGACAGGAAAGAAGAAAUAAUACAAAAUCUACAGAAACUAAGUUUGGAUUAUCUCUGGUUUGAAAAACACCAUACUUUGUUUUUGAUAGAACGUGUUGUGCUCGAACUGAUAGUCGUAAUAUUUUUGCUUUUAUUUUGUAUUUUUUCUCUGUAUAAAUGGUGGAAAUGGUACAGAUGCAGCGUACUCCAACCGAUCAGUAAAAUGAUAUUAGGACAACCAAUUUAUGGAAUCGCUGGGCAGUGCUCAGCCGUAAGAUGUAGUUCGUCAUAUUGCUGUUACGUUUUCUGUGGUGAUUCUGAUAGGGGUUCGGUUUAUGACCAUCUCGUAGUUCCACUGAGAAAAGAAAAUAUUACAACGGGUUUUAUUUUCGAGGAAUGUUUGAUAAACAGAAGUGGAAAGUCAGUAUUUAAUAUACAUUGUGACCUGCUUAAAAAGUGUGAGCAUUUGAUAUUUUAUCUGACGUCCGCAUAUUUAGAGGAAGAAAAGUUUGUUGAUAUUCAGUUGGAGACAAUUCUCCAUUGUAUUAAAAUGGGUUUGAUUUCUACAAAUAGAGUGCUAAUAAUAAUUGCAGACAAUUGCGAACUACCGGAAAAAUUACGAUAUAACUUACCGGAGGCAGCUGCCAACAUUCAUGACUGGGUGACAAUAAAAAAUCCCGAUAAAAGAAUAGGACUAGUUUUAAAGUGGAUAAAUGGUUUAAAGAAUAACCCUCAAAAUUUAGAUGUAGUGGUAUCUACAGUGUUUCUUGGAUAAAUGUUUCUUUUAUGAUAAGAACAUAUCCUACACUUAUUUAAGCGGGAAAGCACUGCUGAAUUUAUAUUCUUCCACAAUUUGACCAUAGCAACAUAUUGCUUUCAUUUCAUUGAAUCCAAGUCCCUGACCUCCUUAGUUUAGUUAUUAUUGUUCGCCUUGGUCUUUCUCGGUGCAACCUUCUGUUUUAUCCUUGUAUUUGUAAUUACAUGUAUUGUCAUUGAAUGCAUAAAUUACAAUGCCUUAACAAAUGCCAGGGCAUCUUAGUAUUUUAGUACCUGACCUAAAGGACUGCCCUCUUUGGAGUUUUUUUAAUGCUUAUCUUUUAUAGUAAAUACUACAUUUCUUGGUGCUUAAUUGCCACCUUAAAUUCAUAAACCUCUAACAAGGAAGGUAUUG
Magallana angulata is the source of this 2721-nucleotide messenger RNA. RefSeq lists its product as uncharacterized. The record is from RefSeq and is a predicted model, not a curated record. NCBI's taxonomy places the organism in Eukaryota, Metazoa, Mollusca, Bivalvia, Ostreida, Ostreidae. The coding region runs from base 1 to 2325 and encodes 774 amino acids. The transcript has a single exon.